AUGUCGGACGUGAGCGCACACGCUGUGACGUAUCCCAUUGAUAGCCUCUUCAACCCGCGACCUGCACUGGAGGCGUUGUUUCAACAUGUGCAUCGGCAUCUGAGUGAUCGAUAUGCGGGGCAUGGUACUGCUGAGCAUGUCUUCAUUUUCCCGCGACAAGUGGUGAACGACGCACACCGCCGACUCACAUGUGAAAGGCUGGCUUAUGCAGCCUCAAGGAGGGCCGUAGCAUUUCACAUUGCCGCCGAGAUCACAUCAAAGCACGCGAGAAUUCAUGGCGUUGCUCCGCUCCUCAAAAUGUGCCAGCUUCAUCUUCUCCACGACAUCAUCAGUACUGUGGAGUUGUCGCUCGGUCUUCUUGGAAUCCAAGGCUUGGCUAAUAUCGGUGGUAUGCAGCCACUGGUUGAGAGCCGUGUUGCGCCAUCAACAAAAGGCUGCUACGAAGUCGAACGCGAUGUCUUUAUGGUCCCACCACCGAGGCGACCUCACUUUUCAGGAACGCUGGUAUCGGAGCUCUUUCAUGCUUCAGCAUUUGGUGUGGAACUCGCCGAGACAUCAGGCUGGAACGGGAACGGCGGUGUGAACUAUUUUCGACUUCUUGGCACAAUUCCAAGUGAUUGUCAUUCGAAAUCUGCAUUCAAUCCAACACUAACACCGACAAUGCCACUUCCACUACACAGCACAUACGCAAUGAUGAAUAACCCUCCCACCAACUCCCUCAGAAACGCACCUCCGCCAUAUCCGCAAUCGAAUGACAUCCAGCAGGUCGAUUCCUGAAAUCCCCUUGAAUGAUCGCAGUAAAAGUAUUAAAAGCUCCCCAUCCAAUCACAUUGAAAGCUCCACCCACAGCUCCUAACGAGACCAUGGCGGUGGGAAUCGACAGAACACCAGUGGCGAAGAUGACUUUGAGAGAAAAAUGACACUUGCGCGAGGCCAGCCGACCGUACGGAAAUUGACAGCAGCAUCUUUGCGGAAGACUUCGUGGGCUUCGAAAUCUGAGAUUUCCCCUACGAGGACUUCGGGGUCGGAGGGCGGCGAGCUUGUGUCGAGGGGGACUUUUUUCUCGUCUUGUGAGACGGUAGGUGAGUGUGACAUUUUUGGGUCGCUGGAGAUGCCUGGACCUCGUGGGAUGGGAGAGUUGGGGCCAGGGAUGCGAGAGGUAGGAUCAGAAUGAGACAGAACGAUAGGGAUAUGGUAAGCGAUCACACUAGCCGCCGCGCAGGAGCGGAAAGAGGAGUAGUAUGGGCUUUCAUCUUUGUGUAUCUAGUCGCACAUCUCAUGUCGUGUUUUGCCAGGGUGCUACAGAUAAACAUCCGUGGAGGCCAACGAUGGAAGUGGUGAUCCUGGUCAGCAUGAUGCGGACGAGUCCUCCACAAUAGUCUUGGGCGGCGUGUUGGUUCGCGAGUAUCAUUGCGUGAGGAGAGAACAAGUCUUAGGCUAUCAGCAGAAGACUCGCUUGGAUGCAAAGUAGGUGAGGCGUUAUCUCUAGGCCGAAAGGAGCUGUUGAUAAGCUCUUGCCCGGGGGUCGUUCUGUGCUGGUCUUGGCACGGCCAGAUUGACUGUUGUGAGCCUUCGGGUGGGUGGUCGAAAUAUCGUAGACGUAACGCUCCUCGUGUCUUCCAAAAAAUGUCUCUGCUGGCACGCUGCAGGCACAGAGUCACAGGCACAAAUCGAUCUCCAACCCGAGUGAAAAUGCAGCCUGGCGGCCGGCAGAUGGCAUGCUGUAUCAUUUACUAGUACAACGCAACGUUCUUCGUUGCCGUCUAGACUCCUCGCUAAAUGAAUAUCAAUCCA
Messenger RNA from Pseudocercospora fijiensis CIRAD86, 1794 nucleotides. RefSeq lists its product as uncharacterized. NCBI's taxonomy places the organism in Eukaryota, Fungi, Ascomycota, Dothideomycetes, Mycosphaerellales, Mycosphaerellaceae. The transcript is spliced from 7 exons. The record is from RefSeq and is a predicted model, not a curated record. The coding region runs from base 1 to 777 and encodes 258 amino acids.